Leguminivora glycinivorella is the source of this 557-nucleotide messenger RNA. RefSeq names its product nuclear envelope phosphatase-regulatory subunit 1 (gene Cnep1r2). Gene Ontology annotation, cellular component: cytoplasm; Nem1-Spo7 phosphatase complex. Lineage: Eukaryota; Metazoa; Arthropoda; Insecta; Lepidoptera; Tortricidae. The record is from RefSeq and is a predicted model, not a curated record. The coding region runs from base 134 to 514 and encodes 126 amino acids. The transcript has 4 exons.
GUGUCACUGUCAAAUUGUUUGAUGUUGCAUUUCAUUGCGAUUUAUCUUUACGUGUGAAAAUUCAUAAGUUUUGUUAUCCUUCACAAUAUGUAGUGGUACUGAGUUCAAAAAAUAAGAGAUAAAAUACUUUAGAAUGUCUCUCGAACAGACAGCGUGCGAUGAUCUGAAAGCGUUCGAACGACGACUGACUGAAGUGAUAGCAUGUUUGCAACCGGCUACGACUAGGUGGCGAAUUUUGCUGGCAGUGGUGUCCGUGUGCACAGCAAUCGCGGCAUGGCACUGGCUGACAGACCCGUUGACUCCUGUUGUCUCUCUAACUCAGUCCUUGUGGAACCACCCUUUCUUUGCUUUUACUUCUACAUUUUUAGUCCUUCUGUUCAUGAUGGGUGUACACCGCAAAGUGAUCGCUCCAAGCAUCGUGACCGCGCGCACCCGUGCCGUUCUCAACGACUUCAACAUGUCCUGUGAUGACAGCGGGAAACUCAUCCUGAAACCUCGCCCCGCCAACACUUAAUGUAAAUAUUACUUAAGAAUAAAUUAAAUUACUUUGUAAAUUA